AUAAACCUCUCCAGAGCCGGAUGCUGCUUCUCUUUGGUCCAAAGCGACAUGGUUUCACCUUGGGCGCAAUGUGGAUGUAAACAAGCGAGUGUGAAACGUUAAAAACUAAAAAAAUAUCCGCUGAGAUCCAGCAGGAAACAGACAUGGCGUUCAGGGUGUGUGCUCGGUGGUUGUGCAGAGACUCCGCCGUCCUCUGCAGACGGGCCGCCGGGUCUGCUCCACGGGAAAGUGCGUCACGGUUUCUCGGUGCGGGAAACGCCGCCUGCAGCCGAGGAGGGAGGAACGGAUUUAUCUUCACUCCUGCUUGUUUUAUUACAUCAGAGGCAUUUCUCAACAGACUGAUGAAAGGCAAAGCGGCAGAGGCAGAGGCAGGCGGCGGAUUUUAUCGCCUUCCAGCUUCAGUUCCUCCGGACAGCGGUGAGCAGUUAUCUCUGCUAAUGAGACAUCCAGAUCAGCCUGACAACUCAAAGGUUUUGAAAGUGGCCAUAAUCGGUGCUCCAAACGCCGGGAAGUCCACGUUGUCCAACCAGCUCCUUGGCAGGAAGGUGUUUGCCGUGUCCAAGAAAGUACACACGACGCGGACUCGUUCGAUGGGCGUCCUAACAGAGGAUGAUACACAGAUAAUUUUAUUGGACACUCCUGGUCUCACCACGGCUUCAAAGGUUAAAAGACACCAGCUGGAGAAGUCUUUGCUCGUGGAUCCCUGGAACACAGUCAAAGAAGCUGACCUAAUGGUAGUCAUGGUGGAUGUGGCAGACAGAUGGAUGUGCAAAAGACUCGACUUUGAGGUGCUCAAAUGCCUGGCUCAGCACCCUGACAUCCCUGCCGUCCUGGUCCUCAAUAAGGUGGACUUGUUUGGGGUUAAGGACAAGUUGUUGGAUAUCACAGCAGAGUUGACAUGCGGAGUGGUGAACGGACGGAAAAUGCGGAUCAGGCCAGUGAUCAAGCCUCCGUGGGCUGAAAAGAGGCCAGAGAGACAUUCAGAGGUACCACUUGACGAGGACAACGCAUGGCCCGAGGGCAGCGCUGAUCCAAACUCUCCGCUGAGCAAAGAGGAGCUGAAGGCACUGAGGAGCCAACAGGGCUGGCCUCACUUCAAGGACGUCUUCAUGCUCUCCUCUGUGGACCCAGAGGACGUGGAGACACUGAAGAACUACUUCAUGGUUGCAGCCAAACCGGGGCCGUGGCAGUAUCACAGCGAGGUUCUGACUGACCAGAGUCCCGAGGAGGUCUGCACCAACAUCAUCCGAGAGAAGCUUCUGGAGAAUCUGCCACAGGAAGUGCCGUAUUCACUGACACAGACUGUUGAAUUCUGGCAAAAUGGUGAAAACUCUGAGCUCGAGGUUUUUGUGAAACUUUAUGCCAAGAAAGACACUCACGUGAGGAUGGUGAUCGGGACGGGCGGCCAGAUGGUAUCGCAGCUCGCCCGAGAGGCUGCCGAGGACCUGAGCCGGGUCUUCCUGAGGGAAGUAAAGCUGAGACUCUCAGUCAAGCUGAAGAAGUGAAGAGGAUGGAAGGACUACAAGGGUGAAAUCCUGAAGAGACGAAGAGGUGGCGACUGAUCCUGCUGGAUUUUGAGAUGACUGUGAGACUCUCUGAAGAGUCAGACGUGGGAUAAGAGCUCAUCGUGAGUCAAGCUUGGAGCUGUGAGGUGGCCAGAGCGCCCUCUAAAUGCUGACUUUUGUAUCCUCUGUCUUCAUGCAGACGUUAAGAUUUCUAUGUAAAGAUGCCACCUGAUGGUGGCGUGAAACUGAACUAUAUCCUCCACUGAAGGUGAAGAAAAUAUGUAAAUUAAAAGCCGCUUACACAAGA
Molecule: messenger RNA, 1812 nt
Organism: Larimichthys crocea (large yellow croaker)
Lineage: Eukaryota; Metazoa; Chordata; Actinopteri; Sciaenidae
Gene: eral1
Product: Era-like 12S mitochondrial rRNA chaperone 1
Exons: 11
Coding region: 144-1505 (453 amino acids)
Biological process (GO): ribosomal small subunit assembly
Cellular component (GO): mitochondrial matrix
Molecular function (GO): rRNA binding; GTP binding; ribosomal small subunit binding
Source: RefSeq, a predicted model, not a curated record